UGAUGGGAGGUGUCUCGUUUCCAUGGUGCUUUGCCACGGCCGGAGGUGCAACCGGUGGCGGUGCGGUUUAGCCAGUGUCCAUUAAUCAAGUAAAGAGCUCGGAAGUAGGUGCGAACUUAGGAGUUCUUGCUUUUCACAGCCGUUCUUUGGGAGCAAUGGAAGCCUGCUCAGCACCUGCAAGAAUGAUCAAGCCAAUUGACCGACAGUCAGUACACCAGAUUUGUUCAGGUCAAGUUGUGUUAAGCCUCAGCACUGCUGUAAAAGAGUUGGUGGAAAACAGUCUAGAUGCUGGAGCUACUAACAUUGAUAUUAGGUUGAAAGAAUUUGGAGCAGAUUUGAUUGAAGUAUCGGACAAUGGGGAUGGAGUGGAAGAAAAAAACUUUGAAGGACUGACACUGAAGCAUUACACUUCCAAGUUGCAAGAUUUCUCCGACCUCUUACAUGUGGAGACGUUUGGAUUUAGAGGUGAAGCUUUGAGCUCCUUGUGUGCUCUGAGUGAUCUUAGUGUCGUGACAUGUCACAAGACUGCCAAGGUCGGAACCCGCCUGGUUUUUGACCAUAAUGGGCAAAUCAGUGAAAAGAUACCGCAUCCUCGACAGCAAGGGACGACAGUUAGUGUUCAACAGUUGUUUUGCACAUUACCAGUCAGACACAAAGAGUUUCAGCGAAAUAUUAAAAAGGAAUACAGUAAAAUGGCACACGUGCUGCAGGCCUAUUGCAUCAUUUCUACGGGUAUACGGAUAAAUUGCACAAAUCAGCUUGGACAAGGAAAGAGGAACGCUGUUUUUUGCACCAAUGGGUGCACCACAUUGAAGGAAAACAUCAGCGCAGUAUUCGGAUCGAAGCAGUUACAAAAUCUUGUCCCUUUUGUUCAACUAUGCCCUAGUGAGGCUAUUUGUGAAGAUUAUGGAAUUAAUCCUGCUGACAUUCCUGAAAAGCUCUACAAAAUCAUAGGGUUCGUGUCUCGUAGCGAUCACGGCGUUGGCAGGAGUUCAACUGAUCGACAGUUUUUCUUCAUCAAUCACCGACCAUGUGACCCAACAAAGGUUUCCAAACUUGUAAAUGAAGUCUAUCACAUGUACAACAGGCACCAGUAUCCAUUUGUUGCCCUUAAUAUCUGUGUUGAUUCUGAGUGUGUUGACGUCAAUGUUACACCAGACAAAAGACAGAUUCUUCUUCAGGAGGAAAAGCUGCUUCUUGCAAUCCUGAAAACAUCCCUUAUUCAAAUGUAUGAUUCUAAUGUUAACAAGCUCAACAUUAAUCAGGCGUUUCUUCAGAUGCCAGGAGUCUCUGAAAAAGUUCUCCAGACAAUCAGUCCAGAAUCCUCUGUUCCAACCAAACAGGAAUCACCUGUUGUGCAAUCAUAUUCAGAAAAAGAGAAGAGUAUAAGUAUUGCCAGGUUACGUGAGGCAUACUCCUUACAUCAAUCAUCAUUAUGUGGGCCCAGGUCUAACAAACAACAGGCCUUUCCGGUGCAAAGAACACUACAGAAGUUUUUUACCAGUUGUAAACUGAGUAAUCCUCAGCCUGAAUGUGGGACUGACAGCUGCCCAGUAUCUGGAAAUCCCAAACAAAUGGAGCAGGACUCCAUGAACUCUGAAAGAGAUACAGAUUCUGGAAAAGGCAGCACAAUAGCAAGCUCAGAACUUGGUUGCAAAACACUGGAGGUUAAUGCUUUGUCCAAGUCUGCUGAUGGUUCUGACAGUGCAGUUAGCUUGUCCAAUGUAUUCCAGAAUUUUUCAGAAUCUGGAACUGAAGAACUGAAAACUGAAAUGACUGGCUGUGAGGUUUUGGCAUCUAGUGUUCCUGUGCUAACAGGGAAGGUUGAUUCAACAGGAAAUAGCAACCGACCAUUGGCAGGUUUUUGCUCACUCAGUUACGUCACCCAGAGCGUAAAACGCAUGAAGACUGGCAGCUUGUGUUUGGAUGAAGGCUUGUCUUCAGGUCAUGGGAUGUUUCAGACUUCAGAAGUUGAUACACCAGUAGAAAUGAAUAAAAAGGUUGUGAAGCUCCCUUUUUCUAUGGGCCUUCUUGCUGAAAGGAUGAAGUUGGUCAGUAAGCAGCAAGCGCAACAAAAAGAGGCGCAGAGAUGCAGGCGAUUUCGAGCCCAGAUUAAUCCUGGAGACAAUCAAGCAGCAGAAGCUGAACUCAGAAAAGAGAUUAGCCGAGACAGGUUUGCCAGCAUGGAGAUUAUUGGCCAGUUUAACUUGGGAUUUAUCAUCACCAAGCUGGAUUCAGACCUGUUCAUUGUGGACCAACAUGCCACUGACGAGAAGUACAACUUUGAAAUGCUGCAGCAACAUACAGUUCUUCAAGGUCAAAAACUGAUAGUGCCCCAGAAUCUUCAUUUAACUUCAGUGAAUGAAACUGUACUGGUGGAAAACCUGGACAUUUUCAGAAAGAAUGGUUUUGAUUUUAUUAUAAACGAGCAAGCUCCUCCCACUGACAGAGUGAAGCUAGUUUCCUUGCCAAUGAGCAAGAACUGGACAUUUGGUCCACAGGAUAUUGAAGAGCUGAUUUUCAUGCUGAGUGACAGCCCUGGGGUCAUGUGUCGGCCAUCCAGAGUCAGGCAGAUGUUUGCUUCCCGAGCUUGUAGAAAGUCGGUGAUGAUUGGGACUGCGCUUCAUAUCAGUGAGAUGAAAAAGUUGGUUACACACAUGGGUGAGAUAGAACAUCCCUGGAACUGCCCGCAUGGACGUCCAACCAUGAGACAUUUAGCGAACUUGGACAUGAUAUUGGUAGAAUAAAUGGGUUAUAUUCAGCCAUUGUAUGUUAAACUAUUAACCACAGAAUGUUAUAUUACUUGAAUAGCUUUCAUUUUAAAAUUUAAUCAGAGCUGAUUAUGUUGUACUGGCAGUGAAUUGCCCUCUUUCUGGAAUACUGUAUAAGCUUAACUGCAAUUUUAAUCAAUAUUUUAGUUGUGAAAAUGACUUCUGUGAAUUUGUUUUAAUUUCUAUUAAAAAAAAUACUAUUGACCUCUGUUUUCAAAA
Molecule: messenger RNA, 2990 nt
Organism: Carcharodon carcharias (great white shark)
Lineage: Eukaryota; Metazoa; Chordata; Chondrichthyes; Lamniformes; Lamnidae
Gene: pms2
Product: PMS1 homolog 2, mismatch repair system component
Exons: 15
Coding region: 156-2747 (863 amino acids)
Biological process (GO): mismatch repair
Cellular component (GO): MutLalpha complex
Molecular function (GO): ATP hydrolysis activity; mismatched DNA binding; ATP-dependent DNA damage sensor activity
Source: RefSeq, a predicted model, not a curated record